CUAAAAAACAUAGACAAUAAAAAGUCAUUAUGUUUAGAUGUUUCGAACUGGUGGAAUUCGACCUACUUGAUGUUGGGUGCCGCACAAUAUUUUGAGAGUGCAUUUGAUAGGUUUGAUAUUGAAGAUGGUGGAUUGUCAACUUAUCUUGCUACUCAUGUUUGUGAAAAUGGAAGUAUUGCAGGUGUACUUGAAAGUGAUGAUUGGCAAAAGGUGAGAAACAUGGUAAUAUUUCCUAAAAGGUUUUAUGAUCUAACUGAGAAGGUUUCAGGUUCACUUUAUGUCACUUCUAAUGGUCACUUUGAAGAUAUAGUUGAGCUUCACAAUCAUUUAAGAGAGUGUAUGGAAGAUGAUGAUCCUUCUUUGGCAAAAAUGGGAGAAAAAAUGAUAGAAAAGUUUGUCAAGUAUUGGGGUGCUCCUGAAAAAAUGAAUAAGAUGCUUCUUAUUUCCUCUAUCUUAGAUCUUCGUAACAAACUUGAGUAUAUUGGCGCCGCACUUGAGGAUAUGUUUGGAGAUGAAAAUGGGAGUGAAAUAAAAGAUGAAGAGGUGACUUACAUGAAAUCUAUCUUUGAAGAGUAUGUAGCAAAAUUCUCUAAUGCAUCUCGACACACAUCUUCUCUCUCUGAUUCAUCGGGUCAGACAUCGGAUUCAUCUAGCUCUAACACUAGCACAAAAUCAGCAAAAGUGAGAAAUAGGAUCCAAAUAAAGACGAACAAACAAGAUGAUACAGGUUUGGGUGGUAAGUCGAAGUUGGAAAAGUAUCUUAGUGAAGAACUAGAGCCGAAUGAUGAUGAUAAUGAUGAUGAGGAUAAUUUUGAUAUCUUAUCAUGGCGGAAAGCUCAUUCUCCUAGAUAUAAAAUUCUUUCCUAGAUGGCUCGUGAUGUGUUGGCAAUUCCUAUUUCUAGUGUGGGAUCGGAAUGUGCAUUUAUCACCAGGGGCCGUAUUCUUGAUUCAUUUAGGAGUUCUUUGACUCCGAAAUUGGUCCAAGCUGUUAUAUGUCUUCAAGAUUGGCGUCAAAAUGAGCCUUAUCCCGUAAUGUUGAAGAAGAUUUUAAUGAUCUUAUGAAACUUGAACUUGAUAUGGUUGAUAGCUCAAAAGAUUCCCUCGUUCUUGAUUUGUAAUCGCAAGAUGCCUCAGGUUGUUCUCGCUACAAUUGCUAUCGUAUUUGGUUUAACAAAGAUUUAAUCAGCAAGUGGUGAUCAAUCGUGUGGAAUACUCAUAUGUGUGCCCGCUUAAGUGGCUUGAUUAAUGCGCAUUUAUUCGAAGAUGUACGUACAAAAAUUGCCCCGUUUUAGAUAUAUGCUUCCUAUAUUUGAUGAAACCAUCCAAAACUCAUAUUGUUUGUGUAAGAUUUGCUUAUGAGAGUGACUGCUUUAAACAUGGGAAUAGUAUGCAUUUGUCCUUUUUGAAAACCAUGUACCAUCUAUUAGACAUUUAGAUGUUAUUGGUAUAAAUGUAGUUGAUUGGUAUAAAUGUUCAC
Molecule: messenger RNA, 1477 nt
Organism: Lycium ferocissimum
Lineage: Eukaryota; Viridiplantae; Streptophyta; Magnoliopsida; Solanales; Solanaceae
Exons: 3
Coding region: 70-867 (265 amino acids)
Molecular function (GO): DNA binding
Source: RefSeq, a predicted model, not a curated record